Molecule: messenger RNA, 846 nt
Organism: Linnemannia hyalina
Lineage: Eukaryota; Fungi; Mortierellomycota; Mortierellomycetes; Mortierellales; Mortierellaceae
Source: the annotation of a GenBank genome assembly
AUGGGUCUGGAAGCUACCGCUCACAUUCUGUGCAAGCAAUUCAAUAUCGACAAUUCAAAGGACCUGAGCAGAGAGUACCUUGUCGGUUUCACACAAGAAGAUUUGGAAGACAACGAGAAGCCGACCUUUCCGUCGUCAUUAUUCUCUCCUUCCUCGGACAAUAUUUCGUCGUCAUCCACUUUUUCGGGCCAGAAGGCUUCAUCUUCUGUACCAGACAUGGAUCUUGCAGCGCUAAAAAUUCCAAUGGCGAAUGUCAUCUCUGCAAGACAAGUCGAACUGGUCAGCGGAAUUCGGUGGAAAGCGAGGAAGAGGGAGAGGCGCUUGCGAGCCCCUGAGAAAGCAGAUUUCCGACAAGCUCGCAUGGAUCUCGUCAAGACCAGCCUUCACCUCUCACAGGGCAUCGAAGAGAUUGGCCAGGCACAAAUGAUUCGGCGCCAGGUUCGCGGUCCAUUGCGUAAGUUUGAGAACGCACCUCCGGCACAAAAGGACAACCACUGCGUUGACACACAGACUUCAAGGGCAUGGGCCGCCAUGGCUGCUGAUGAGCAUAAACGUAUCAAGGACAAUACCUCGGCGCUCGCGACUGUCGAUGGCAAGUCUGUCAAGGUUUAUGGAGCAGUGGAAUGUGUGAACCCUUCCUGUGACUCAUUCAAGGCUGGAUACAGCAAGCGAGCGCGCGACUCAAACGCCAGUGUCAGCAUUGCAUUAUCGAGAUUCUGCCAACUAUCGAAAAACCUUGCGACCCCAGGUCGCCAAAUCACCACCAACCAGCUCGAGUUCUGGUCCCACUCUCGUUCCGAUGACUUCCAUAGGAAGCUCAAGCGGACCGCAGCUUGCUCCGAUUAA